This is a messenger RNA of Pangasianodon hypophthalmus (striped catfish), 1917 nucleotides long. RefSeq names its product vestigial like family member 1 (gene vgll1l). Gene Ontology annotation, biological process: regulation of transcription by RNA polymerase II. The record is from RefSeq and is a predicted model, not a curated record. Gene Ontology annotation, cellular component: nucleus. Bases 266 to 892 code for a protein of 208 amino acids. The transcript is spliced from 4 exons. NCBI's taxonomy places the organism in Eukaryota, Metazoa, Chordata, Actinopteri, Siluriformes, Pangasiidae.
GUUUGACCAGUUCAGGCACAUUCUGCUCAUGCUAGAUGAACUGCAGGAAGAACACACCUGUGCUGGGCAUCAAUAAGUAAAGACGCUAACACUUAAGUAGAACCCCUUGUCUAAUAGCUAAAGAAAAACACGACUGGUUCACCAAAGGAAAGAAUUCUUUUUCAUUCCGGUUAUUUCCAGAUGUCUAGAUGAAAUCCAGCUGCAGACUUUGAGCAGGCUCACUGUUUACGUUUCAGUUUGGACAAACCAGACGUCUAUUGCAGUAAUGGAGCACCAACCAGGGAGUCCAGUGGCUGGGAAGGCAGAGGAGCAAUCAGGAAGUCUACUCCUCACCUACUUCCAGGGAGAUAUUAAUAGCAUGGUAGAUGCACAUUUCUCACGUGCCUUAGAAAAUGUCACCAAACCAAAGGAAGACUUCACUAAAAACAAGAAAUUCCGCAAAUUGGUGAAAUCUGAGCAGCCAAGUACAAGCAACUGGAACAUGCAUUCGCAUGCCCACUUUGAAACCACAGAUCCAUCAGGACGAAUUGAGCUUGGCAGACAUGAAGAGUUGCAGACAAACCCCCGUCUGCCACUUAACACUCCUGUGGAGAGCUCCGGUGUUUGGCUCGGUGGUCCACGGCAGGGCACGAGUCUGGUGUUGCCUCCCAUGGUGUAUCCCUCUGCUGCGUCUGCUGAGGGUUUGGUGGUGGCAGAUCAUCAGUACAAUUCCCUAUUAAACCUGCUGCACAGUGACCGGCCAGACCUGGGCUCUGUCAUGGUAGCCCCCUCCAAACAGGAGCUCAUGCCAGGCUGGGCACGGCAUCCAGGAUUUGGAGACCAGAUGACUCCAGAUCACGGCCUUGACUCUGGUGUGCCAAUGACAGAGAAGAAGGAUUUAUAUUGGUAUUAGGGAAGCACUGUUGCAGUUUUCAGACAUCUUUACAUAUGAGACAAAACCUGAUUCCUGAAGAACAAGGAAAUCUUAUCUCUGUUUUACUGGUUUUAAGAGUUCAGAGCCAUGAAAUGCUUUACCCAGAAGACACUGCGCCUGACUACAUGCAGACAAACCUGUUCAAGAACAAGCUCAUCAUGUAGUCCAGCACAGUGAGUUUUAAAAAAACUUCCUUUAAGCUAUAUGGGGGGUUGGUGGUUCCUCUGCAUGUAGACAGACAAUUUCAAGUGACUUUCAGACAGAUUGAGAAAGCCAGGUCGUACCUAGAUAUUUAUUUCUUUAGCCUUUCAGUUGCUUGUUCUUGGGAAGCAUAAUAUCACAAUAUGGACACAGUUAACGUAAGUCUAUGUGUUAAUAAACAAAUAAACAUGUCUGGAAUGAAAGACACCAAAAUUAAUUUCUAAUAAUAAUGACUAUAUGGGAAAUUGAUAUGUGUUAUAAAAAAACUCAAAAACAACAACAAACAAAGAAACAAAAAACACAUUUUUAUUCACAUUCUGGAUGUAUGCUUAUAGUUGUCCUCUUUUAAUUAGCUGCCUCUUAUAUGUAUAUGUUGUAUUGCAUAUGUAAAUCAUAUGGACAUAGUGAAAAUGAAAGAGAUGAAAGAAAAUAAAACGAGUUUCAUUGUGCACUGGGAAAAACUGAGAUACUCAUCUGACAAGAUUCAUUUCACUUAUGUGAGCUGCCUGAACUUAUUUUUGCUUCUUUGUGAACCUAGGUGACAAUGAACUGUGAAAAGUAUAUAUAUAUAUAUAUAUAUAUAUAUAUAUAUAUAUAUAUAUGAAUUUAGUUGGAGCACAACUGCUGUAUAAUGUGUAAAAUAAUAGUUGGAAUAUAUAUGGUUUAGGGAUAAAUGUGUAUAGAGUAUAAGUAGAUGGCUUCUGAUAAAAUUACAGGUAAUAAAUGUGUACAAUGUUUGCUCAUAUCUUUUUUUGUGAUCCACUGUAAAUAAUGCAAAUAAACACAAUAACAUGUACCAUGAA